AUGAAUUAUAAUUUUUUAUUUUUUUCCAUUUUAAUAAUAAAUAUAUUUUCAACACAUUUAAUAAGCAAAUGUAACAAACUGAAAUUAAGCUCAAAAAGAAAAAACAGCCAGGACGCUCUUAUUCCAAAUGAGGGAAAUUAUAUGAAUCCGAAUAUAAUCUAUGAUGAAAAAAAUAAUAAGGAAAGUGCAAAUGAAAAAAUAGACAAUGGGAAAAAUUAUAUAGAAAAUCAAUUAAAUUAUAAUAAAAACAAUAGGACAAAUAAUGAGGAAAUAAAUACAAAUAUUAAUCAUAUUUAUAAUGUACAAAAUAAAUAUAAUAAUAUUAAAGAAAUGGAAAAAAUGACAAAAAGUUAUGAAGAUAUGAGCAUUUUAGAAGAAAAUUCGAAAAAAUUACAAAACGAUAUACAUUCAUGGAUAAAAUCUGUACAUAGUAUUGAAGAAAAGACAAGUAAAUUAAAAAAUAUAAAAAAUGAUUUAUUAAAUAAUAUUAUAUCAUUAAAUAAAACAUUAUUAGAAGAAAUUGAAAAUAUUAAUGAAAUUAAAAAGCUUCAAAAUGAACAAAAUGAAAUAUUUUCUGAAAAUUUGUUGUACUUUUUCCCAUCAAUGCCUGAAAAAUUACAAGAAAAUAUAGAAAAAGAUUAUAAUAUUUUAAAUUAUUUAGAAAUUUACAAUAAAAAGGAUAAUUUAAAAAAAGUUGAUACAAAUUUGUCAUAUACUUGCAUGUUCAGCUUUUUUAGUUAUUUAAUUUUGCUUUCAGCAACAGUUUUAUUUUUUUUAUAA
Messenger RNA from Plasmodium berghei ANKA, 780 nucleotides. RefSeq names its product apical merozoite protein, putative. Lineage: Eukaryota; Apicomplexa; Aconoidasida; Haemosporida; Plasmodiidae. The coding region runs from base 1 to 780 and encodes 259 amino acids. The record is from RefSeq and is a predicted model, not a curated record. The transcript has a single exon.